AUGGACCUUUCCAACUUCUCCAGCCUAUCCUUACCUUAUGCUGAGCCCCAGGCUUCCAGAAGCAACCUCUCGAAGAUCCUGCUCACCCUGGCCCUCUCACUACUAGCGGUGGCCACUACCUGCAUCAACUCUUUGGUCAUUACAGCCAUUGCUGUGACCCGCAAACUCCACCAGCCAGCCAACUACCUCAUCUGCUCCCUGGCUGUGACUGACCUACUGGUGGCUGUUUUGGUCAUGCCUGUUAGUAUCGUCUACUUUGUGGAGGAGACCUGGGUCCUUGGUCCAGCCAUGUGUCACCUGUGGCUGGGCAUAGACGUCACCUGCUGCACCUGCUCAAUCCUCCACCUAGCAGCCAUUGCUCUUGACCGCUACCGGGCCAUCACCGAUGCAGUGGAGUACGCCCGCAAACGCACCUGUCGCAGGGCUCUGGUUACUAUUGCUGCAGUAUGGGUCAUCUCUGUGUUCGUGUCACUGCCCCCUCUAGUGUGGAGGAAGCAGGGCACUGAAUGGCCUGAGUUGAUUGAGCAGGUUGGAAAUGGACAAGAGGUAGAGGAUGGAGGGAUGAUGGUGGAUGACUCAUGCCUCAUUGAGCAUGAUCACGUGGUCUUUACUCUCUACUCUACCUUCGGGGCGUUCUACGUCCCACUGGUUCUCAUCUUGGUCCUCUACUACAAGAUCUACCGUGCCGCCACAACACUAAGCCACCGCCGCGCAGCUGGCCGCACCCUUUGCCAGCACACCGUCACCAGUCACAUCCUUCCUGCGGAAAACUCAGACCGAGAGCUUCCCCUUAGUCCUGACACCCUCAGUCCCACUGAGAAGUCCUUCUCCGAGCCGUCUGUAGAGGGGGACCGUGCCCAUAUCACCACCAACGCCUUCCAUCCACUAAAGGCCUGGCAACGGAGGGCUCAGCCUGGGGGGAGAGAGCAUAGAGCAGCCACCACCCUUGGGCUCAUCCUGGGGGCCUUUGUUGUGUGCUGGCUGCCUUUCUUUCUGAAAGAAGUGGUAGUUAACACCUGUGAGUCUUGUAGCACCUCUGCUGCGCUGGCAGACUUCCUCACCUGGCUGGGCUACCUAAACUCUUUCAUCAACCCCCUUAUAUACACAAUUUUUAACCAGGACUUCAAAAGGGCUUUCCAGAAACUUCUGAGAUGUGUUCACUAUUGA
Hypomesus transpacificus is the source of this 1167-nucleotide messenger RNA. RefSeq names its product 5-hydroxytryptamine (serotonin) receptor 1Fb (gene htr1fb). Gene Ontology annotation, biological process: chemical synaptic transmission; G protein-coupled receptor signaling pathway, coupled to cyclic nucleotide second messenger. Gene Ontology annotation, cellular component: membrane; dendrite. Lineage: Eukaryota; Metazoa; Chordata; Actinopteri; Osmeriformes; Osmeridae. The transcript has a single exon. Gene Ontology annotation, molecular function: neurotransmitter receptor activity; G protein-coupled serotonin receptor activity. The record is from RefSeq and is a predicted model, not a curated record. The coding region runs from base 1 to 1167 and encodes 388 amino acids.